Messenger RNA from Tupaia belangeri chinensis (Chinese tree shrew), 837 nucleotides. RefSeq names its product BARX homeobox 1 (gene BARX1). Gene Ontology annotation, molecular function: DNA-binding transcription factor activity, RNA polymerase II-specific; DNA binding. The transcript has 4 exons. Bases 1 to 813 code for a protein of 270 amino acids. Lineage: Eukaryota; Metazoa; Chordata; Mammalia; Scandentia; Tupaiidae. The record is from RefSeq and is a predicted model, not a curated record. Gene Ontology annotation, biological process: regulation of DNA-templated transcription.
AUGCGCAUCUUCGCAGCUCGCUGCCGUUUCCCGUUGGCCUCCCCUUUCCACGGGAGUCUCGGAGCUGCGAAGUUCGUCGUGGAGGACCCUGGGAUCUCAGAGGCGGCUGGGCCUGGGGAAACAGGACAAAGCACGGGAGCGGGCAGCGCGAAUCCAUCCCUCAAGGCCAGGGGCCAGGCGGGGAGGUUUUGCCCUGGGCGACAUUGGCACAGGAACCCCGCCGCACAGGGGGUGUCUGUCUCGAGGCGUAGGAGCCUAGCGGAGCUCACCCGUCUCCACUCUCUCCCUGCAGCAGUGCUGAAGGCUGAGCAGGCGGCGGUGUUCAAGUUCCCUCUGGCGCCGCUUGGCUGUUCUGGGCUGGGCUCGGCCCUGCUGGCGGCCGGGCCUGGGCUGCCUGGCGCGGCGGGUGCGCCGCACCUGCCGCUGGAGCUACAGCUCCGCGGGAAGCUGGAGGCGCCAGGCCCUGGGGAGCCAGGCACCAAAGCCAAGAAGGGGCGCCGGAGCCGCACUGUGUUCACCGAGCUGCAGCUGAUGGGCCUGGAGAAACGCUUUGAGAAACAGAAGUAUCUCUCCACGCCAGACAGAAUAGACCUCGCGGAGUCUUUGGGUCUGAGCCAGUUGCAGGUGAAGACGUGGUAUCAAAAUCGAAGGAUGAAGUGGAAGAAAAUUGUGCUGCAAGGCGGCGGCCUGGAGUCUCCCACCAAGCCCAAGGGGCGGCCCAAGAAAAACUCCAUUCCCACGAGUGAGCAGCUCACGGAGCAGGAGCGUGCCAAGGAAGCAGAGAAACCAGCGGAGGUACCGGGCGAGGACUGAGCCUGCCAAGGGUGUGGCGAGGGC